Molecule: messenger RNA, 1660 nt
Organism: Populus trichocarpa (black cottonwood)
Lineage: Eukaryota; Viridiplantae; Streptophyta; Magnoliopsida; Malpighiales; Salicaceae
Product: deSI-like protein At4g17486
Exons: 4
Coding region: 580-1320 (246 amino acids)
Biological process (GO): protein deubiquitination
Molecular function (GO): deubiquitinase activity
Source: RefSeq, a predicted model, not a curated record
AAGAGAAAAGAAAAGAAAGAUGAUGAGCAAUUCCACUUUCUUUUUUAAACGCCAAAAGGUAGCAUUGAAACUUUUGUAAAUACAGUUCUGAUGUUAACGAAAUUUUAUUGGGAAUCAAAAUGAGACAUUACUAAAUCUUAUGGGGCUAGAAUAAUCCAUCCAUUUCCCUUUCCUCCUCACCUAAAUAACCACCAUCCUUUAUCUCCCUUGUAAUUUAGCACCUAAGGUAAUGAUGCUAUCCUACUAGUGUUAGAGGCAUACACUGAUACGCAGGAGAGAGAGGAAGAGAAAUUGACUGUUGGCUUUUACCUUGCAAUACUGUGCUGGGGCUAUAUUAUUUUUUUAUAUUUUCUAGCCUUUUUGUUGUUUUGUGUCAGGGAGGAGUGAGUGUUUCAGAAUCAGAUAGGCCCUCCUUUUCACUUGUUAAGGGAGUAAUUAUUGCUCUCAACUCACUGUGGAUUCCAUUUCAAUGGUGCUUCUUAGAAAGGUGGUUUUCUUGGGCUCUAAUGCAUACUCUUUCUGAUAACAAAUCUUUUGGUGGCCAACAUUAGUUGAACUUUGGUCUUACUUUAAGGAAAUAUGAAAUUUGGAUCAAAGAAUGGAUGGAAAUCCAUCAUGCCCCUUCGUUUGAAAGGCAAAUCAGCCACCCGCUUUUGUUUGUUUCCCAAACCAAGAUCAGCAAACUAUGGUCCAGGCGAUACACCAGUUUAUCUCAAUGUGUAUGACUUGACACCCAUGAAUGGCUAUGCCUAUUGGGCAGGCCUCGGCAUCUUUCACUCUGGUGUGGAAGUUCAUGGUGUAGAAUAUGCAUUUGGAGCACAUGACUACCCAACAAGUGGUGUUUUUGAGGUUGAACCUCGGCAGUGUCCAGGGUUCAAGUUCAGGAAGUCCAUUUUUAUCGGGACCACAUGCCUGGAUCCUAUUCAGGUUAGGGAAUUCAUGGAGCGGCAUGCUGCAAGAUAUCAUGGUGAUACAUAUCACUUGAUUGUUAAGAAUUGCAACCAUUUCUGCAAGGAUGUAUGUUACAAGCUGACUGGGAAAUCAAUUCCAAAGUGGGUAAAUCGACUUGCGAAAAUAGGUUCAACGUGCAACUGCAUACUUCCUCAGUCCCUUAAAAUAUCUGCUGUGCGACAUGACCCCUGCGGCCAACCUUAUGACAGUGAGAGGAGAAGGUUGAGAACCGCAUUUAGUUGCCUGUCUUCAAUCUCAAUGCGACAAAAGCAGCUGUCAACAUCUUCGUUAUUGCUACAAUCGCCGUUGAAAGGCUGCUUACCAUGGGAAUUGAGAAGGUCUAUGAAUGGUUCCUUAAAAGAAAGAUGAAAACUACGUACUUCCCGAACGGUUUCUUUAGCAUCCAUUGAGGCAUUGAUACCUAUGCGUAGUGAUUGGCGACCAAAUCCUAUAUGGUUAACUGGUGGGUUUGUUCAAAUGAAUGGUUUUUGUAUGUGGUGAUUUUAGCACUAUUCUGCUGUUGAAAACCAUUAAAAUGCUAAUUAAAUUCUCCCCAGUCUGAGAAGAAGCCAGAUAACCAUUGGAGCACCCUUGUGAGUAGUGAGUUGUGCUUGAUCUUUUUUUAAUGUCAAUGGCCAUUUUUUGGCAGGCACAUUUAUUGGUAUAAUGUUCGUUCAGUUUGUAUAUACAACUGCCAUUUUGCGCGCUA